Molecule: messenger RNA, 2603 nt
Organism: Pogoniulus pusillus (Red-fronted tinkerbird)
Lineage: Eukaryota; Metazoa; Chordata; Aves; Piciformes; Lybiidae
Gene: SORBS3
Product: sorbin and SH3 domain containing 3
Exons: 17
Coding region: 39-2180 (713 amino acids)
Molecular function (GO): protein binding
Source: RefSeq, a predicted model, not a curated record
UGGGCACCCCCAGGGCACCAUGGCAGCACCCCAAGGCCAUGGCAGGCCAGCUCCUGCCCCCCAGCACCAGCCAGGCUCUGGGCACAGAGGAUGUCUCCCACUCGCCGCCGUGGGUGCCCCCACAGCACAUGGCACAGAAGGUGCCCAUCAUCCGCCACCGCGGCUCCAACACGCUCAACUUCGACUUCCGUGACAGCCGUGGCACAGCCCAGCCUGCCCCGGGGGCACCCAGGAUCCCAGGUACCCACCCCGAGCACCCCCGAGGGGCACGCGUGGGCACUCCCGAGGGCUCACCCUCACCCACCUUGUCCCCAGUUAGGGAGUGGUACCAGACCUGGCCAGCCAAGGAGGCGAAGGUCCCCAGCACCCUGGCACCCCCCGGCCCCACGCCCACCCCCGGGGCCGUGCCAGCCUGUCCCCGCCCGCCAGGCUGCUCUGCCACCUGGACCAGGGACGGCAGGCGCCGGGAGAGGCGCUGGGUGAAGUACGAUGGCAUCGGGCCCGUGGACGAGACAGGGAUGCCCAUCGCCUCGCGCUCCAGCGUGGACCAGCCCCGGGACUGGUACCGCAGCAUGUUCCGGCAGAUCCACCGCAAGCUGCCUGAGCCAGACUGGGAUGCCCAGCGCUGCCCCGUGGGCAAAGGCAGCUCCUCGGCCCCCAUGGUGCCCCCAGACUCACGCAGGAAGGAGAUGGUGCCCACUGAUACCCACGGCGUGCCCAACGGGCUGGACUGGACCCCCUGGGGUGCCACUGGUGCCACCACGGAGCCUGGCAGCAUUUUUGACUAUGAACCAGGGAGACCCUCGGUGCUGGAGCAGCUCCGGAGCUCCCCGCAGCAGCCCCUGGCAGCAGUGCCACCAGCACGGGCUCAGUCCAUCGAGGUGCUGCUGGAGCAGGAGCUGGAGCAGCUCAGCGAGGAGCUGGACAAUGACAUGAGAGCCAUGGAGACGAGACGGCGCCCAGGCCAGGACUCCUCUCGCUCCCCCGCUCCGGCCCCCGCCCGGAGCCCACUGUCACCCCACUGGCUGCAGACCCCCCCUGGCACCCAGCACCCACCUGCCAGCCCCAGCAUGGAGCGAGGUGGCCUGGGGCUGGCUGCUGACUGGAGCCGUAUGGCCCCCAGCAGAGACACCCUCAGGCCAGAGACCCUCCCCAGCCUGCCUGCCUUGGGGGACCCCACGGAGGCUGUCAGGAGGGAGGAGAAGAAGAGGAGAGCUGCUCGCCUCAAGUUCGACUUCCAAGCUGAGUCACCCAAGGAGCUGACCCUGCAGAAGGGAGACAUCGUCUACAUCCACAAGGAGGUGGACAGGAACUGGCUGGAGGGCGAGCACCACGGCCGGGUGGGCAUCUUCCCCUCCAACUACGUGGAGAUCCUGCCCCCCACCGAGGUGCCCAAGCCCAUCAAGGCGCCCAGCAUCCAGGUGCUGGAGUAUGGCGAGGCUCUGGCGCUGUACAACUUCCGAGGGGAGCUGCCGGUGGAGCUCUCCUUCCGCAAGGGUGAGCAGGUCUGCCUGGUGCGGAGGGUGGACGAGAACUGGUACGAGGGGCGCAUCUCGGGCACCAGCCGCCAGGGCAUCUUCCCUGCCACCUACGUGCAGGUGCAGAAGGAGCCGCGCGUGAAAGCCAGCGCCGAGGACUUCGCAUCCUCCCCCUCCUCCUCCUCCUCCAGCCCUCGGCUCACAGCCAGGUCCCCCUCCCUGCAGCGCUCUCCCGGCCCCCAGGGCUCCCCCCUUGCCGCUGGCUCCCCGAGGCUGGCAGAGCAGGGUCCUGGUGAGGCCAGGCUGUGCCCAUCCUCCCCCCACCAGCUCGGCUUCUCCUUCUCCCACUCGCCAAAGCUACCCCACGCGGGCACCCCUCGCCCCUCGCCAGCCCCCGCUGGCCCCCUGCAGCCUCCCACCGCCCACCCCCAGGAGCCUUGGAGCCCCAAGCAGUGCCCAGCCCUGGGGGCACCUCCUGGCACCCGCCCCGAGCCUGCCCCAUCCUACAACGGCUCCGAAAUCCGAUGGACGCCGUACCGGGCACUGUACCAGUACCAGCCCCAGAACGCUGACGAGCUGGAGCUGCUGGAGGGGGACCGAGUGGAUGUGAUGCAGCAGUGUGACGAUGGCUGGUUCGUGGGCGUGUCCAGGAGGACGCAGAAGUUUGGCACCUUCCCUGGCAACUACGUGGCACCGGUGUGACCCACGGAGAAGAGGAGCCCCCGGUGGGAGAUGGGGGUGUGUGUGUGUGGGGGAUUGUCCCCACCGUGCCACCUCGGCCACCCCUACAGCCCCACCGUGGCCCCUCUGCCUGGCCCCUUCCGUGGGCACAAAGUGCCUCCAGCUCCCUCCUGCCCCUAUGGGGCUGCUUCUAACAGGGACCAAUCCCCUCCACCACCUCAAGGCCUUAACCUGACCCCCCCCCCGCCCUCCCCCACCCCUCUCUCCACUGCUGCCUGAUCCUUUCUCACCCACUCUGGCCGGUGCCAGGCCUGGCCAUGACGGUGGUGACCCUGAGCCGUGGCUCUGGUGCCAUGCCACAUGCCCAGGCAGUUGUGGAUGCUUCUUGUGGCACCAUUAAAGCUCAAGCUCAGCCCCAGUCUGGUGGUGCUGGGUGGGAUGGUG